This is a messenger RNA of Truncatella angustata, 1353 nucleotides long. RefSeq lists its product as uncharacterized. The transcript has a single exon. NCBI's taxonomy places the organism in Eukaryota, Fungi, Ascomycota, Sordariomycetes, Amphisphaeriales, Sporocadaceae. The record is from RefSeq and is a predicted model, not a curated record. The coding region runs from base 377 to 1090 and encodes 237 amino acids.
AUGGGGCCGUUUGACAUCACACGAAGAUGCCAACCACCGGCAAUUUGGUGUUGCAUUAAGAAGACUCUUACCGAUCGGCAGGGGUUGUUCGUAGCCAGUGCUAUUUAUCUUGACGUUUGCAGAAGCAAAGUCUCGUGUGACGAUUACGCGCCAUAUGAUCUUGAGCAGCCAGGAGUAACAAAGAGAUCCUGCAGGUACAACUCCGAACCCUCAAACUCCACUUCCAUCUCAGAGUCGACGGUUAGCGGUGAAGUCGAAGGAGAGAAAUUCAAGCCAGUCGGAUACACCUCAAUUUUAAGCUUAAAUCUCACUCCAGCGGCAUCCCAUCACUCACCCUCAAACUUCCCAAUCCACGUCAAACACACCGCGCAGCACAAUGAGGAUACCACGGUCGAUAGGCUCGUCGUCAGCCGUCCUGACCUUUCUCGUGUCUCUUACAGCCGCAAACAACAUCCCGCCCCUCGGAUAUUCCCCUUUCGCCACGAUGGAGAAGCGCGACGCCUGUCCUGCUAACUACGUAAGCUGCGACAGUCUGGGCUCUGCGUUCUCUGGCAUCUGCUGCGCUGGGGGGCAAUACUGCGCGCUCGACACCUCCAACCAGCCCGCCUGCUGUCCGUCGGGUGCCGUAUGCACAGGGACUGCCGCAUCGACGGCUACGGGGACCGUAACCUCGGUCUCCUACGUCACCAACUCGUACUUCGCGUUCCCGGCCAUUGCGACGUCUUUCUCCAAUGCAGGGGCCUGUUCGGCGGCCGUCAGUGCGUGCUCGAGCAACUACGCAUUGUGCACGUCCGAUCUGGCGUCGGGGACAGGCGGGUAUGCGGUCACAAUUUCCGUGCCGGGAGGCGGUGGUGUUACGCAGCAGCCGACGCACACGCAGCUUGCGGUCAGCCAAGCCACGAGUAUUUGCGCGGGCCUGAGCUCGGCGGCCUGCCACGGAUUGUCAGCGAGUAGAUGCGCAACGGUCGGAACCACGGGGGGCUUUGUAGUAGGCACGGCGAAUGCAGCUAUGCCAAGGAUAACAGCUGCGCCAUGUAUAGUAGGGAUGGUGGCCGGUGUUGGUCUUGGAGUCCUGGGUGGGGCAUUUUGAGUGGCUUCUUAGGAGAAAGCAGCAUCAAAGAGCAUGAUGGAAUCCAGAUCUGAUGAAGACGAGCUCAGACUUGAGUUUAACUCCAGACGAUGACGAUCUACGGGGGAAGUGAAGGUGUCAUGUCACAGACAAGGAAGGUCGAUUAGCCACGAGAGAGUCUCGGUUUUUUAUGUCUCAUCCGUGGGUGACAGUGGAGCGCGGAUUGAAUGACUUCUACGACCGUCAUGAUUGUAUUUUGAUCAAGUACAUAUAUAUAAACUGGU